Messenger RNA from Lathyrus sativus (Indian pea), 1791 nucleotides. Lineage: Eukaryota; Viridiplantae; Streptophyta; Magnoliopsida; Fabales; Fabaceae. The record is from the annotation of a GenBank genome assembly.
AUGCAACAUUCAAGCAUCGCCGCCGCGUCACAAUCUUCUCGCGGCGGCGAUUCCGCCGAUAGCUCUGAUAUCAAACGAGCAAAGAAACGUGGUAGUUAUAACUGUGGCCGUUGUGGUCUUCCCAAAAAGGGACAUAACUGUAAUAUCAAAACCCCUAUAUCCGCCACCACCACGCCUGCCGAUUCGUCUUUAUCUGUCGUUUCUGUACCUUCGUCGGCUGUAUCGGCCUUCCGUCAGCCGACUUCGAACCUUCGUCGUGCUCUUUCGUUUGACGGUCUUGAGGAUCGAGCCAGCGGACUCGAUCUUUUGCGGUUGGACGAUAGGGCGGAUGCGGAUUCGUUUGUAGAGCCGGAUCUGGAAUCCGAUCUGGAUCUGGAUGUGGAUUUUGACUCGUCCGGGUUGCCGACGAGUAUAAGGUGGGAUGUGUUAAGGAGGUUGCCGCCGGCGGGAUUGUUAUCUGCGGCAAAGGUGUGUAAGGGAUGGAGAGAGACGGCGAGGAAACUGUGGAGAGCGACUGAGGAGUUGAAGCUUAGGGUUCCGGCGAAAGUUCACGUUGGAUUUGUAGCGUCGAUGCUACAGAAAUGUCCUGGGAUCGUUAGGCUUUCUCUUAGGAUGGAAAGUGAUUUUGAUUCUACAAUGCUGGCUUGCAUUGCAUUUUCAUGCCCUAAUUUGGAGUCUAUGGAGAUCUCGAUAUUUGACACUGCAACCAAUCGGAUCAAUGGGGAUGAAUUGGGCCGAUUUGUUGCGGACAAAAGAAACCUCAAAUGCCUCAAGAUGGAAGGUUGUUCUAAUCUAGGGGGUUCUGUCAUUUGUUCAUCUAGUUUGUCUACGCUUUGGCUAUCAGAUCUGCACUCUCUAUCUAAGAUGAUAUUUAACUGUCCCCAGUUGAGAGAGAUUUCAUUGGAAUUUUCUUGCCAAGAAAAUGAUAGCACUGAUCUCAUAGCUAUGAUUGAAGGAUUCGGAAGAAGCUGCUUGAAAUUACAAAACAUACACAUAGCUUCAAUGCGGCUUUCUCAUGCUGCUGUGCUUGCUCUUACAGCUGCUCAAUUGAGGGGGCUCCGUAUGCUUUCUCUUGUUCUUGGAUCUGAAUUAACUGAUGCAUCUGUUGCUGCAAUUGCCUCAAGCUACCCAAAUCUAGAAUUGCUUGACCUUAGUGGAUCUGGCAUAAGUGACAGCGGCAUUGGAAUGAUUUGUAAUGUAUUCCCUGAAACACUUAAAAGACUUCUCCUUGCUCUUUGCCCUAAUGUGACCUCAAGUGGCAUUCAAUUUGCUACAGCUCAAUUACCUCUUCUUGAACUUAUGGACUGUGGCAUGACCAUAUGUGAUCCUAAUUUCCCAGAUCCAACUGCUGAUGGAAAUGACUGCGAAUCACAGAAAACAUCCACCACAAAUCUACAACAUAUAAACCAAAAGCUAAUCAUCAAACAUAGCCGUUUAAAGAAACUCAGUUUGUGGGGUUGCACUGGCUUGGAUGCUCUAUACUUAAACUGCCCAGAGCUCAUCGAUCUGAAUUUGAAUUCUUGUAGAAAUCUGAUUUCUGAGAGGCUGUUGCUUCAGUGCCCCACUUUAGAAAAUGUUCAUGCAUCAGGUUGUCAGGAUAUGUUAGUUGGAGCAAUUCAAAGUCAGGUCCACAAUGCUUUUCCCGCUGUAGAUAACCAUUCGCCUUCUAAACGUCUACCUGAUGGCUCCAAAAGGGUCCGGGUUCCUUAUUUACUCACUGGAGAGUCCCCUGAACCUGAUAAAAAGCAAAGGAGGAUCGAGAGACUUCCAUGUAAUGUGCUUGUGGACUGA